Molecule: messenger RNA, 420 nt
Organism: Lathyrus sativus (Indian pea)
Lineage: Eukaryota; Viridiplantae; Streptophyta; Magnoliopsida; Fabales; Fabaceae
Source: the annotation of a GenBank genome assembly
AUGGCUCUUUCAUUUGCUCACAAUCCUCCUCUUCGUCUUCACGGAAACAAAACCCCUUUUGCUAUUCAAUCUCAAAUCAAACCUUCAUCAAAACCAAACAUAAAUUCCUUACAAUUGCUUCAAUUCCCAUCUAUUCGGUGUUCCUCAAGCUCCAACAACAAAACCAGCAGCGUCAACCUCAGAACUUGCAAGAACUGCAAAACCCAAUUCGACCCUUCCCUCAAUCACCCUCUUGCUUGUCGAUUUCAUACUGCCCAUUAUGGAGGAGAAACUAAGAGAAAGUUUGAGAGUGUCUAUGAAGGGGGCACCAUGAACACUCCUGGCUCUGGAAAAGUUCUUCAGUAUUGGCAUUGUUGCGGAUCUGAAGAUCCAUUUGAUCUCGGUUGCACCGCUUCUCCUCACACCUCAUAUGAUGACUGA